Messenger RNA from Brassica oleracea var. oleracea, 962 nucleotides. Its product is annotated as exosome complex exonuclease RRP46 homolog. Gene Ontology annotation, biological process: nuclear mRNA surveillance; poly(A)-dependent snoRNA 3'-end processing; U4 snRNA 3'-end processing. The record is from RefSeq and is a predicted model, not a curated record. Gene Ontology annotation, cellular component: cytoplasmic exosome (RNase complex); nucleolus; nuclear exosome (RNase complex). Lineage: Eukaryota; Viridiplantae; Streptophyta; Magnoliopsida; Brassicales; Brassicaceae. The transcript has 9 exons. The coding region runs from base 104 to 820 and encodes 238 amino acids.
UCUGCAGGAACGUUCUUCUUCUGCUUUCUCUCCUCUGGUUUCUGUCUUUAGCUUCUUCUCCCAGCUUCCAACUCCGGUCUAAGUUGAGUUAACAAUUGAAGCAAUGGAGAUUGACAGAGAAGAUGGGAGAACGCCGAAUCAGCUGAGACCCCUUGCUUGUUCCCGUAACAUCCUUCAUCGUCCUCAUGGCUCUGCUAGCUGGUCCCAAGGGGAUACAAAAGUUCUAGCUGCAGUUUAUGGACCUAAACCUGGAACGAGGAAGAACGAGAACCCUGAGAAGGCUUGCUUUGAAGUCAUUUGGAAGCCUAAAUCCGGGCAGAUUGGAAAAGCCGAAAAGGAGUUUGAGAUGAUACUGAAAAAGACGAUACAGAGUAUUUGUGUCCUGACCGUGAAUCCAAAUACCACCACCUCCGUCAUCAUUCAGGUUGUACAUGAUGAUGGUUCUCUUCUACCGUGUGCCAUAAACGCAGCAUGUGCAGCUCUUGUAGAUGCUGGAAUACCAAUGAAGCAUCUCGCUGUUGCUAUAUGUUGUUGCCUGGCUGAUAGUGGAUAUGUCGUACUCGACCCAAACAAGCUUGAAGAAAAGAAAAUGACGGCUUUUGCUUAUUUAGUCUUUCCAAAUACAACUCUCUCUGUUCUUCCGGAAGUGGAAGGCGAGCCAGUAGAGCAUGGUAUUAUUACAUCAGUUACGCAUGGAGUAAUGUCAGUGGACGACUACUUCCUGUGUGUAGAGAACGGUCGUGCUGCUACGGCUAGUUUGUCUGCAUUUUUUAGGAAGAACUUCCAACAAAGCCAAGGAGCUUCUUCCAAAGCUGGUUAGAACUUAGAAGCAUGGAUCCAUGUGGUUUUGUGUGAGAUUUUGAACGAUUUUGUUAUCCUUGUUGUAGCUUUUAUGGAACCCUUAUCGUCAAUGUGUCUAAUUAAAAUGAAUUGAAAGAAUCUCGUUUGGUUAGUUAUAUGAA